AAAUUACUAAUUGCACAAAGUCUGAAGAUGAAGAGAAAUUGAGUAAUUUGAAAAAAAGUUAUGUCUCCAGUAAAAAGCCAAAAUAUCGAUGAAAUAGAAUCUUGUGAUGUACCGGAUGAUGUAGCUGUGGAUUUAAAAGCCAAAUUUCUUAUAGUUCUUAUCGAAUUGAAUUACAUUCACAUAGCUGAUAAACUUUUACCUAAAUUUUACACAUAUGAGAAUCCAGAAAUUUCUGGAGAUCUUUUUCUAGAUUUGGCAGAAGCAUUAAUGGAUAAGCAAGAAUUUCAGCGUGCAUUAGUUUUAUUGGAUCCAUUAGUUGAAAGUUCGAAUUAUAGUUUGGCUGCAGUUUGGCUAAGGCAUGCAGAAUGUUGGGUUGGUUGCAAUGACAUGAAUAAAGCCAUAAAAUCUUACGAAAUUGUCCGAAAAUUAUCACCACAGCAUUUAGGCGGAAAAUUAGCUCUAGCUAAACUUUAUACAGAAGCAAAACAUUAUGACAAAGCAAUAGAAGUUCUCUAUCAAGAUCCUGAAUCUGAUACAUUAGAUCCUGAUGUUAUAUAUCAAAGAACAUUAUUACUUUAUAAAGUUGGAAGAUACGAAGAAUAUUUCUCGUCAGGAAUGUUACUUAUUUCAAGGCAUUGUGUUAAUAUAAGAAGAAGGAUUGAAUUAAAUGCACUGGCACGUCCAACGGGUGUUCGGCAACGCCUUGAGAGUUUAAAACUUCGUCGUUUAGCAUCCGGAGAAACAUUAGAGGAUGAAAACGCUCCCAUAUUUACUGAUAGUACAAAACUGAGUGAAAAAAAUGAAUAUCAACUUUUUCUACAAAUGUGCGAACUAGCAUAUAAAUUUAAAAAAUAUGGUUUUCUUCAAAGAAUAUGUUUCACCGUUUUGACAACCAAGAAGUUUAAAAAGAAAAACUCCUAUCUAAUUUUCCUAUGUUUAAUCUCUUGCAUACAUAAUGAAGAUUCAUUCUACGGAUACAAUAUCGUGAGAGACAUUGUACGUGUCUGUCAGAGAUCCAACUCGUGGAAUUUAUUAAAUAUAAUUAUUCAAAAAGCCCAAGAUUUGAGGCAUAACAGAUUCAUAAUGCGAUUACUUGGAAGAGAUGUAUUUUCGUAUUUGCAUAUCAUGCAUGCAAAUAAUUGUCUUGUCUCAGGAACAUACAAAUAUGCAUUGAACGGUUAUAUUUCCCUCUUCAAGGUGGCACCUAGUGCAUUGUUAGCAUUGUUAAUAGGUAUUACGCAAUUACAAAUGGCAUGUCAAAAAAUGUCAGCUAAGAAAAAUCAACUUGUAAUUCAAGCACUAGCCUUUUUCAAAAAGUAUAUGCAACUACGUGGGGAAGAUGGUAAACAGGAAACUUAUUACAACAUGGCACGAGCAUUUCAUCAAAUUGGUUUAUUACCAUCUGCAAUUCACUUCUAUAAAUUAGUUCUGGAAGAAGAUCCGGGAGAUAUAGUUAAGCAGCAUGCAAAUCUUUUGGACUUAAAAAAGGAAGCAGCUUUCAAUUUACAUCUUAUCUAUCUGCAAUCGGAAAAUCAUCUUCUUGCUAGAAUGUAUCUUGAAAAUUAUAUCACUAUUUAAAUAAAAAAUGUAAAAUCUGAA
Molecule: messenger RNA, 1599 nt
Organism: Nylanderia fulva
Lineage: Eukaryota; Metazoa; Arthropoda; Insecta; Hymenoptera; Formicidae
Source: RefSeq, a predicted model, not a curated record